AUGAGUGCUGUAUCUGUUGAAUUCCUGAAAGAGCUACCCAAAUGUGAGCAUCAUUUGCACUUGGAAGGUACUCUGGAGCCAGAUCUGCUAUUUCCGCUUGCGAAGCGUAAUGGGAUUGAGUUACCGGCAGAGUUUCCUCAGAGCGUGGAGGAACUCGCUGCCAAGUACUCUCAGUUUCGUGAUUUGCAGGACUUCUUAGAUUACUACUAUAUCGGGACGAACGUGCUCGUUAAGGAAGAGGACUUUUUUGAUCUGGCAUGGGCAUAUUUCACCAAGGUGGCUAAACAGGGCCUCGUCCACGCGGAGGUGUUCUUCGACCCUCAAUCCCACACCAGCAGAGGCGUUCCCAUCGCAGUUGUCACACGCGGAUUCUCCAAGGCCUGCGAAAGAGCGCAAAAUGAGCUGGGUAUAUCAACAGAGCUCAUCAUGUGUUUGUUGAGGCACGUGGAGCCGGAAAAAUGUCUUGAAACCAUUCAAGAGGCAACACCAUUCCUCAAAGAUGGUACAAUCAGCGGUCUGGGGCUCGAUUCUGCCGAAAAACCAUUCCCACCGGAGCUCUUCAUCGAGUGCUAUGAAGCGGCAACGAAAAUCAAUCCCGAUCUCAAACUGACCGCCCAUGCUGGUGAAGAGGGUAGCUCCGCAUACGUGGUCAACUCUCUCGAUCUCCUGCAAGUGACCAGAAUCGAUCACGGUAUCAACAGUCAGCAUGACGAGGAACUGAUGGCAAGAUUAUCGCGCGAAAGAAUAAUGCUAACCAUGUGUCCACUCUCAAAUGUGAAACUGCAAGUUGUCUCCGCGGUGGGCGAACUCCCCUUCCAAAGGUUCUUGGACGCCGACAUUCCCUUUUCUGUUAAUUCUGACGACCCUGCCUAUUUCGGCGGCUAUAUCUUGGAAAAUUACAUCGCGUUGAGCGAAAGCUUUCCACACUGGGACCAUCAGACCUGGGGGAAAAUCGUCAAAAACAGCAUCGAGGGCUCUUGGUGUGAUGCGAAACGUAAGCAACAAUUGCUGGCUCAGCUAGAAGACACCAUUACCAGACACGCAAAGAAUUAA
Molecule: messenger RNA, 1053 nt
Organism: Zygotorulaspora mrakii
Lineage: Eukaryota; Fungi; Ascomycota; Saccharomycetes; Saccharomycetales; Saccharomycetaceae
Gene: AAH1
Product: adenine deaminase
Exons: 1
Coding region: 1-1053 (350 amino acids)
Biological process (GO): hypoxanthine salvage; purine ribonucleoside monophosphate biosynthetic process; adenine catabolic process
Cellular component (GO): nucleus; cytosol
Molecular function (GO): adenine deaminase activity
Source: RefSeq, a predicted model, not a curated record